Venturia canescens is the source of this 1138-nucleotide messenger RNA. It is a transcript of the gene mRpL46, whose product is annotated as mitochondrial ribosomal protein L46. Gene Ontology annotation, cellular component: mitochondrial large ribosomal subunit. Lineage: Eukaryota; Metazoa; Arthropoda; Insecta; Hymenoptera; Ichneumonidae. The record is from RefSeq and is a predicted model, not a curated record. Bases 225 to 1031 code for a protein of 268 amino acids. Gene Ontology annotation, molecular function: structural constituent of ribosome. The transcript is spliced from 3 exons.
AUAAACUUUUGGCUUCUGCUAGUAAAUAAUAAUUAUAAGAAUUAACAAUUGGAAAAAAAUCCCUUAACUUUCGUACUGAAUUUGUGUAUUGAAAGAAAUUAUUUCUACUACGAUUUACAUUUUUCUUAUUAAAUGUCAUUUCACUCUGCAUCCUAGAGGGUUUCGUGAUUUUGGUGCCGAAUAGGUUAGAUCACGUAUAUUAUACAUUUUUAUGAGCUACAACAAUGUUCAAACAACCGGUGAAAUCGUUUGUGACACGAAAUAAUAUUUCUGCAGUUUUUCGUCAGAAUGUUCGUUUUGGUAGUACAGAAACUGAAAAGAAGAAAAAAUGGGAUCUCUUUAGUGCUGUUUGUCUGGAGCGUCAUCCGGUGAUAACUAAACCAAUGCUUGAACUAGAAUCAAAGUUUCAUAAAAUUCUUCGAGAGAUAGAAUUUGAGAACAGUAUGAAAUGUGAUCACGAACUGAGACUGGAAGCUGAGCGAAAACAAGUAGAAUUGCAGAAGAAAGGUCUUCUAGAUGUAGACCUUGAUGUUGCCAUAAAGCAAAGCGCUCAAGAUAUAGAAGACAGUGGGGAAGCUGAAUUGGCUGCUUUCAAAUUUGCUCCUCGAGUAACUGAAGCUGAUGAGAAAAAUAUAAAAACAUCACUAGAUCGUAAAUUGGAUAGCUGUCUGGUGCUUCUUGUACAACAAAAAUUAGGAGAUGAACUUUUCUGGCUACCGCCUCAAGCCUGUAGGGUGGAAGGAGAAUCUAUGAGACAGACUGCAGAUCGAGUAAUGAAAGAAUUUUGUGGAGAUGGUCUGCAAGCCCGAAUUUAUGGAAAUGCUCCAAUAGGAUUCUAUAAAUAUGCAUAUCCAAAACCAAUGCGAGAAAGUGGACGGUACGGAGCAAAAGUAUUUUAUUACUUGGGAAGAUAUUUGAAUGGCAGUAUUCCAGAAACUGUUAAGCAUCAGUGGCUAGAUAGAAAAGAGCUUGAAGAAACAAUGCCAGAACCAGUUCAUAAAAGUGUUUCUAUGUUUCUUAUUAAAGAAUAGAAAAGAGCCCCAUUGAUGCACCUCCACUAACAGUCCACUCACAAACGCAAUCCUUGGACUGAACUACAUUUGUAAAUAAAUAUACACGAUAAUCGAAAGAAAAAAAA